AUCACAGUCAAGUAAUACUAAUCAAUAUCGAAAAACAGAAAAUUAAGUCAUUUUCUAAUUUACUAUCAUGCUAUAAAAUCUUAUUGUUAAAAUUUACGUGAGAAUUGCAAUUCGAAGAUUGAUCAAAUAAAUUAUUGUGCUUUUGAGAUAUUUGGUGUCAAUCCGACACUGCUUCUCGAAUAAAAUAUGGGUUUCGAUGAAAGUGAUUGCCUUUCGUCUAUUUUCGCGAGCGUAUUUUUAACAAUUUUAUAUGUUGGGAGCUUAUAUGUAUGGAGGUCGAAGUUAAGCAGGGACCAUCCUACGACUAUAAAAAGACGGUUCUUCAGUGUCUCCUGCGUGAUGGUUUUUGCGCCUUAUGUGACUUGGCUGUUCCUUAAAGACUCGACCUUAGAUAAAGGCGACAUUUACGACCAAUUAGGAAUGCGUUUGUCCGGACUUUUCUUUGCUUUUGUGACCCCUCUGGCUCUCACUAUGAUUUUGUUCAUGGGCCCCCUGACUAUGCAAUUCUUAUCUGGUACUUGGAAGAUACAUCCCAUCUAUUGGCUUGUGAGCUGGCAAGACCUGACAUGGGUGAGAAAUCAUAUAAUGGCACCAAUCAGCGAGGAGUGGGUGUUCCGGGCCUGCAUGAUGCCUUUACUGGUGCAGUGUCUUGAACCAUAUACAGCUGUAUUUGUUGGACCUUUGCUAUUUGGAGUUGCUCACUUCCACCACAUGUAUGAACAAAUUAAACUUGGACUUGAUCUUCGUUCAUCAAUAAUGAUCUCAGCUUUCCAGUUUAUGUAUACUUCUCUCUUUGGUGCAUACUCGGCCUAUCUAUUCCUUCGAACUGGUCACUUCGUCGCGCCUCUCGCUGCUCACAUGUUCUGCAACCACAUGGGUUUCCCUAACUUCCAAGAUAUCGCCUACUAUCCCCUUACUCAGCGUCUCCUCAUCAUCAGCAACAUGGUGUUAGGCUUCACCAUCUGGUGCAAUCUGCUCACACCGUUGACCGAUCCUGCGUAUUAUGAUAACAAAUUGUUUUGGCCCUCGCGAUUCGAGCUCCCCGAUGAUGUUUCAUUGUUCUAAUUUAGUAGUGUUCUAUUCUACCAUGAUUGAGGAUUCUCUCAUGUUAUUGAUGUUGUGAAUUCUAUGUGUCCAAGCUGUAACAUGUAAGGUUGAAUUAAUUCCUAUAUUAUACAAUAAUCCAAUAUCAAACCAUAGAAAAAGCACUCCUUAUUAUACAAAUAACUUCACCUUAUCUCUUGAUAAUAACAAAUCAAAUUCAAUAUGGCCGCCAUGUCUUGACGUGCCUUUUCACUCAAUUGAAGCUUUCUAUAGAAAAAUAAUAGUACAGUCAUAUUAUAAUUCAACCUUAUUAAUGUUAAUAAACCCCGCGAUUCCCCAAAAUAUUGUACUAGUAGUAUAUAGUAUCUAAUACAUAUAUUCUCGUACGAUAUAUCUCUAAUGUUAACAAUAUUCUUAAGAUGUUUUGAAUAUUUUGCAUUCAGGAUUUUGAAUUGGAACUAUUUCAUAAAGUUCCUUAUGUAUGUAACUUUGCUAUAACUGAUUUUCUAACAGAUUUAGUUCCAUAUAUUACAAGCAAAACAUAAUAGUAAUGUAUUGUUUGGAAUGUGAUGUAUGUUUUUAUGCUUUUUCGGUGCUAAAAUUAUUUCUUUGUACUUGUAAACUAUAUUGUACUUAUUACUAAGUUACCGUAACAUAAGCUUUUUACAGUGAUUUUUCUUAUCUGAAGUUUAUGUUGGACAUAUCGGUUAUAACUUUAGUAGUUAUAUUUUUUUGUAGAAGUGCCAUAAUAUUUAAAUUUUAAUAGAUAGAAGGUAUGAAUGUGUAAAAGUUCCAUCUGUUUUUAAGUGUCCAUUAAUAAAUAUUAGAAAAAAAAAAUAGAAUAAUUUUUAACCUUUAUUUUUGGAAAAGGUUGGUAAAAGAAGGGUAAAAUGAGAUGGAUAAAGGAUUGAGAUAAGAGACAUAUUGACGUAAGAAAGAAGUACAUUUUUAACCUAUUUCAAAUUAACGUUUUAUACGUAUACGUAAAUGGACAACAGUCCAUAGACAAACUGCAAAAAAUCUUUCAAAAUUCACUGUUUGCCACCCGAAGGGCCUGUCCCGCCACUGGCAGAUAGAAGCUGAGAUAGCUUACAAAUGACGUCAGAUAUGUGGGACAGUCUCUAAGUGAUUUAGGCCCAGUCCCACCAAAUAGCAAAUUCUCUGAUUACAAUCGAAGUGUAAAAUAUGUGAUUGAAAUAUCGGAUAAGGUAACAAAAACCUUAUCUGAUGUCAGCCAGUGAUGGGCCAGGCCAUUAGUAUCAGGAAACGCCAUGGUUCAAUUGACCCCAGUAUGGCAGUGUAAUAUUCGAUUAGUAAUAUCGGUAAUAGCAGCAGAAAUGUAAUUCCAACCAUUUUUAUUACUCUACAAUUGGAUCACCUCGGUUCUUGUCUACGGUAGUAAUGUUGCGAGUUCCGGUAUUGUUGAGUUGUGUGUAAGAUACGGCCGGGUCUAUGCAUGGGUAUGUAAUCGUAAUGACUCUAGUCAAUUCAUAAGUUGUUUUUAGUUAAUAUCAGUUUUUCGGUUCUUUAUGUGAUUUUAAAGACGUAAAUAUUUUUAGUAAUCAUUAAUACGAUGAUUUUGAUUUUUUAAAGUUGUUUGAAUUAGCUUAACCGUGGGUUUUCACUGUAAACAUGUGAGCACAUGUCCCCACCGCGCUCGGAGCGUACCCAAGUAAGGUAAGUAGGGCGUAGUGAACUACGGUUUCUCAGUAUUUUUUGACUUCAUAUGUCUUUGUAUUUCUUCGCUUUGUCGCAUCAUUAUGUUUUCUUUUAUCGCAUAGAUACAUGUGACAAUAUAUUAAUUUUUAAGACAAUUGGUUUAAAUUUUGAAAUUCAAGCGUAUUUAAAAACAAAUUUAUAUUAAAAAAAUGUACAUACAUCCGUGUCAUAUUUUAUCUUUUCGUAUUGUGACUAAAGCAGUUAACGAGAUAUUAUGGAAAUUGGUGAAAUAAUAAUUAUUUUAUUUUAAUACUCAGAUAUUUGUUGCACAAUGAUUUUAACAGAAUGGUGUAAGUGUAAUGCGGUUCUUUUGGUUGUUUGAAAAUCGAUAAGAAUGUUCUUGUCUGCGCUAAUUUCGAUUUUGAAGAAAUGAUAUUCUCUCCGACUGACUUAAAAUACUUUGUGUUCUAUGCUUGCUAAUUUAUGUGUGAGGAUUAAUUGAUACUUCUUUUAAAUUUAGUUCAUAACUUUAAAAUAAAAUUAAAAAUAUCUAUAUUACUUAACUAAUAUAAAAUUAUAUUCAUAUACUAUGUUUAAGUAGUUAAAAAGACAAAUAUCUGUCUACUGUGGUUUGAUUUUAGCAAUUACUUGAAUAUUACGAUUAAUUACAAACUUUACGUAAUAACCGCUUUGUCUAACUUGGUUUAUAUUACUUGAUACACAUAAAUAUUAAAAAAAAUAUAUCUUUCAGGGAUUGUUGCCAAAGUUUACAUUUCUCUUAUUCUUAUAUUUUGUAAAAAAAAACUAGGACAGUAUUAAUAUCAAUAAAUAUAUUCUACUUUUGAAAUAUUGUAAUGUACGUGUUAAUUCCUAUAUUUAUUGAUGUAUUAGAUGUUUGCUACCUAGUAGCCAGGUACUAUCUAAUUUUAUAACACGUUGCAUGUUGCCUACAAUUUUAUCGCAUUAAAGUGCUAUAGAAUUGUAUUAAGGUAGCACUGAACGUUUUAGUACUAAUAACAGUAUACAUUCUGUAUAGUUAAAUAGAAAUAAGUCUAUUGCAGGACACAUCAUGUUAGCACAUUUCGUUACAUGAAAGAGAAGAAAGAUACAUUCAUUUGGGAGAAUGAAAAAGACAAACAUCAGGCGGAAGCUGGGAGAGAUGAAGUUAUACAGAGUGUAUACUGUUAUAGUUUUAAUGGAUGUUAAUUUUAAGAAACAUAAAUUGUAACUUAAUAAAGUCUUUAAGCCAAGCUUUUGGAUUUUUAUCCUCAUAAAAUAGAAACUAAGAUAUAACGCGGGAUGUUAAAAUACGUAAUUCGUAAGACAAGGACGGGUAUAAAAAACAACAUUUAAAUAUAUAUUUAUUUAUUAUUACAGUAAAAUGGUAUCAGAGUGAUAUUUCAAUAGAUAUACAGUUAACAUCAACAUCAAUUAUUAUAACAAGAAAUACAUAAAGAUCUCGAUAAAUCUAAGAUAUUUUUACAGACACUACUUACAUUAUCCUUAAUAGAGUAAAACUUUUAAUUUUCAAAAAUAAAAUCUAUGAGAAUAUAAGAUUUAAUUCCACCCUUGAGCUUGCAGACAGU
Papilio polytes (common Mormon) is the source of this 4289-nucleotide messenger RNA. RefSeq names its product CAAX prenyl protease 2 (gene Sras). The record is from RefSeq and is a predicted model, not a curated record. Lineage: Eukaryota; Metazoa; Arthropoda; Insecta; Lepidoptera; Papilionidae. Gene Ontology annotation, molecular function: metalloendopeptidase activity. Gene Ontology annotation, cellular component: endoplasmic reticulum membrane. Gene Ontology annotation, biological process: CAAX-box protein processing. Bases 187 to 1065 code for a protein of 292 amino acids. The transcript is spliced from 6 exons.